AUGGCUGCUAUAUUGCAAGGCAUGUUGGCAUCAUCAUUGAUGAUCCUUGUGCUUGUGGGGCCUACUAGUGCACAUUCCCACGGGCCGGACUUCAAAGUCGGCCCGUGGAAAGACGCUCAUGCUACCUUUUAUGGCGGAGCCGAUGGCUCGGGAACAAUGGGAGGAGCAUGUGGAUACGAUGACCUCGUGAAAGAAGGCUAUGGGUUCAACACGACAGCAUUGAGCAGCGCAUUGUUCAACGACGGAAAAGCGUGUGGCUCUUGCUAUGAGAUAAGAUGUGCCAAAGGGAACAAAUGGUGCAAACCAGGGGCAUCAUCGUCCAUUUUUGUCACUGCUACCAACUUCUGCCCUCCAGGUGGGACCGGCUGCUGCAACUCGCCCAACGAGCAUUUCGAUUUGUCCCAACCCGCGUAUCUUCAGAUUGCUGAAUACAAGGCCGGCAUUGUUCCUGUUCAAUAUCGCAGGGUUCCGUGCAAGAAAAGGGGCGGAGUGAAAUUGACCAUAACGGGGAAUCCUUAUUUCAAUUUGGUGACAGUAACGAACGUGGGUGGUGCCGGAGAUGUGACAAAUGUGGAGGUGAGUGGCGGUAAAGACUUGCCUUGGACAAAGUUGAGCCGUAAUUGGGGCCAGAAAUGGGAGACGAAUGCUAAACUCGUCGGACACGAUCUGACAUUCAAAGUCACCACAAGUGAUGGCAAAACAGUAAUUUUGCAGAAAGUUGUCCCUCAGAACUGGCAAUUUAGCCAGACUUAUGAAGGCCAAAACUUCAUGUGA
Erythranthe guttata (spotted monkey flower) is the source of this 774-nucleotide messenger RNA. Its product is annotated as expansin-A10. Gene Ontology annotation, biological process: plant-type cell wall organization. The record is from RefSeq and is a predicted model, not a curated record. Gene Ontology annotation, cellular component: extracellular region. NCBI's taxonomy places the organism in Eukaryota, Viridiplantae, Streptophyta, Magnoliopsida, Lamiales, Phrymaceae.